GGCAUCCCAAGCCAGCUCUUAACCAAUGCGCCACUAGGCCGGCCCAUAAAAUCACUUUUUAAUGUGUCUUUUCAUGGGGAGAGGAUCCGCUGAGUUUCAAUGGGUACUCAAAAAGAUAAUGAUGCGCUCGCUACAGUUGAAGAGGCAGAGGAACAACGUUGGAUGUGUUAGCCUCAUCUAGAUCCAGUGUGAGCGGAAGGUAUUUCAAGAAGAGGGUACAGCAUUUGCAAACGCAUGGAGGUGUGACUUGAUAUAGGAAUGAGAGUGGGAGACGACAAUGCAGAGUUAGACCGCCUCUCCUUAGAAACCAUUAACAUCGCUGCACUUCCACCUUCAAAGCGCCCAGGAACCUCGUGCAGAGAGCUGGUUUGCAAGCCCGGGGCCGAGAUGUAUUCUGGGACUAGUAGUUUUCUUUACAGCCUGGAAACACAAGUAUCAAUCUCCACCGGCUCCUACCAAGAAUUGCCCUUCGCCGGUGCGGUGAGCCUUACCCUUUGCUCCAGAAGACUCUUAAUAGACAUACAGCAAUCCCGAGUAAGAAUGGGAGAUUGUUGAUUGACAGAUACAGUUCUCAAUCAGAGUCAAGAUUCGGAGGUUAAAGUCCGCCCUCCUUCGGUUUGUUGGCUGAUGGAAUGGAGUGAUAUUUAUAUAAACCAAUGGAAGAUUUUUAGAGGACUAGGUAGCGUCAAAUGAGAAACCCUUGGCUAACCAUCAUUGGCCAACGUUGUUGCCAAUAAAACUGGCGGAUUUGCCUGCCUCCCCCAAGCAGGCGGAACCAACAUGCCUUUUCCUGAAACACCACUUACCGGCCUUGACAUCUCACUACCCGCUUCUAUUGGCUUUCGCAUAACAGCGACAGUUCUAACAUCCAAUGAUCCCGCGAGGAGGUCCCCAGGGGGAAGGCUCAUUCAGCCGUAAGCCCGUGCCUAACUUUCAUUGGUUGGUGUUCACAAGUGGCAGCUUGGCCGACCAAUCGGGGGUGGCGCGCGGGCUUUGGGUGCAGCCCCGAGGCCCAGGCGGGAGGUCGCUCGGGUCGGGUGUCGCCUGAGAACCGGAUGAAGUGGCGACCGUGAGGCCGAGCCGGAGCGGGCGUCGCGCCGAGGCCCGGGCGGGCGGGGAGCAACGGCCGUGGACGCUGCGGGGCCGUGUCGUUGAGGGCCGAGGGCGGGCGGGGAGCGCUGGGCGCUCAGGCCGGGGCUGCCGGCGCCAUGGGCAACCGCGGGAUGGAAGAGCUGAUCCCGCUGGUCAACAAGCUGCAGGACGCCUUUAGCUCCAUCGGCCAGAGUUGCCACCUGGACCUUCCGCAGAUCGCCGUGGUGGGCGGCCAGAGUGCCGGCAAGAGCUCGGUGCUGGAGAACUUCGUGGGCCGGGACUUCCUUCCCCGAGGUUCAGGAAUCGUCACCCGGCGGCCUCUCAUUCUGCAGCUCAUCUUCUCAAAAACAGAAUAUGCCGAGUUUUUGCACUGCAAGUCCAAAAAGUUUACAGACUUUGAUGAAGUUCGACAGGAGAUCGAAGCAGAGACCGACAGGGUCACGGGGACCAACAAAGGCAUCUCCCCAGUGCCCAUCAACCUGCGGGUCUACUCGCCACACGUAUUGAACCUGACCCUCAUCGACCUCCCAGGCAUCACCAAGGUGCCGGUGGGGGACCAGCCCCCAGACAUCGAGUACCAGAUCAAGGACAUGAUCCUGCAGUUCAUCAGCCGGGAGAGCAGCCUCAUCCUUGCUGUCACCCCUGCCAACAUGGACCUGGCCAACUCAGACGCCCUCAAGAUGGCCAAGGAGGUCGACCCCCAAGGCCUGCGGACCAUUGGCGUCAUCACCAAGCUCGACCUGAUGGACGAGGGCACCGAUGCCAGGGACGUCUUGGAGAACAAGCUGCUCCCCUUGAGAAGAGGCUACAUUGGUGUGGUGAACCGCAGCCAGAAGGACAUCGAGGGCAAGAAAGACAUCCGCACAGCACUGGCGGCCGAGAGGAAGUUCUUCCUUUCCCACCCAGCCUACCGGCACAUGGCUGACCGCAUGGGCACCCCACACCUGCAGAAGACUUUGAAUCAGCAACUGACCAACCACAUCCGGGAGUCCCUGCCAACCUUGCGCAGCAAGCUGCAGAGCCAGCUGCUGUCUCUGGAGAAGGAAGUGGAGGAGUACAAGAACUUCCGGCCCGACGACCCCACGCGCAAAACCAAAGCCCUGCUGCAGAUGGUCCAGCAGUUUGGGGUAGACUUUGAAAAGAGGAUCGAGGGCUCUGGAGACCAAGUGGACACGCUGGAGCUUUCUGGGGGUGCCCGAAUCAAUCGCAUCUUCCACGAGCGGUUUCCUUUUGAGCUGGUGAAGAUGGAGUUCGAUGAAAAGGACCUAAGACGGGAGAUCAGCUAUGCCAUUAAGAACAUUCACGGAGUCAGGACGGGGCUCUUCACCCCCGACAUGGCCUUUGAAGCCAUUGUGAAAAAACAGAUUGUAAAACUCAAAGAGCCGAGUUUGAAGUGUGUUGAUCUCGUGGUCUCAGAACUGGCCACGGUCAUUAAAAAGUGUGCCGAGAAGCUCAGCUCCUACCCCCGGUUGAGAGAGGAGACAGAGCGAAUUGUCACCACUUACAUCCGGGAACGGGAGGGGAGAACCAAGGAUCAGAUUCUUCUUCUCAUCGACAUUGAGCAGUCCUACAUCAACACAAACCACGAGGACUUCAUUGGAUUUGCCAACUGUUACUAUACUGAGCAGCUGGUGACCUGCGCCCAGCAGAGGAGCACACAGCUGAACAAGAAGAGAGCCAUUCCCAACCAGGGGGAGAUCUUGGUGAUCCGCAGGGGCUGGCUGACCAUCAACAACAUCAGCUUGAUGAAGGGUGGCUCCAAGGAGUACUGGUUUGUGCUGACGGCUGAGUCUCUGUCCUGGUACAAGGAUGAGGAGGAGAAAGAGAAGAAGUACAUGCUGCCUCUGGACAACCUCAAAAUCCGUGAUGUAGAGAAGGGCUUCAUGUCCAACAAGCACGUCUUCGCCAUCUUCAACACAGAGCAGAGGAACGUUUACAAGGACCUGCGGCAGAUUGAGCUGGCCUGUGACUCCCAGGAGGACGUAGAUAGCUGGAAGGCCUCAUUCCUUCGAGCUGGUGUCUACCCCGAGAAGGACCAGGCAGAAAAUGAGGAUGGCGCACAGGAGAACACCUUCUCCAUGGACCCGCAGCUGGAGCGCCAGGUGGAGACCAUUCGCAACCUGGUGGACUCGUACGUGGCCAUCAUCAACAAGUCUAUCCGCGACCUCAUGCCAAAGACCAUCAUGCACCUCAUGAUUAAUAACACGAAGGCCUUCAUCCACCACGAGCUGCUGGCUUACCUAUACUCAUCGGCGGACCAGAGCAGCCUUAUGGAGGAGUCAGCUGACCAGGCCCAGCGGCGGGAUGACAUGCUACGCAUGUACCAUGCGCUCAAGGAGGCACUCAACAUCAUUGGGGACAUCAGCACCAGCACUGUGUCCACACCCGUGCCCCCACCCGUUGAUGACACCUGGCUUCAGAGCACCAGCAGCCACAGCCCCACUCCACAGCGCCGACCCACAUCCAGCGUGCACCCCCCAGGCCGGCCCCCAGCAGUGAGGGGCCCCACCCCGGGGCCGCCCAUGAUACCCGUGCCAGUGGGGGCCGCAGCCUCCUUCUCAGCGCCCCCCAUCCCAUCCCGGCCUGGACCCCAGAGCGUGUUUGCCAAUAAUGACCCCUUCUCGGCCCCGCCUCAGAUCCCAUCUCGGCCUGUUCGGAUUCCACCCGGCAUCCCCCCCGGAGUGCCCAGCAGAAGACCCCCGGCUGCGCCCAGCCGGCCCACCAUUAUCCGCCCAGCCGAGCCAUCCCUGCUCGACUAGGCUGCGGGGGGAAUGUUCUGGGGGGGUCCUUGUGCACUCUCGGUGCAGGAGCUUCAGUGGUCUGGGCCCCUCUGCCACUCCUCGCCCUCCAUCCCCAUGUCAGGACCAGGCUCCCUGACUCUUCCCUAACUUUUGACUUAGUCAGGGGCUGGCCUUGCCCCCAUCCCCAUCUGGACACAGCACUGAAUGAAGGGGCCCUGCAGCCCUGGGGCAGGGGCAACUGGGGUGUUGCACUUUGGGGGAUGGGGCAUCUAGUAGCAGAGGAGGGAGCUGUACCCUGAGCGCCAUCUUGAAUGAGGGAUCCCAGCUGGGAUUGGGGGAGACUUGCCCACGGGGCUUCUCUGGAUUAGAAAGCCUGAGUAGACCAGGCCUUCUCAAAACUGGGCACCAAGGGUGCCUGUGCCCGUGCCCUCAGUCCUUGCUGGGGCGCAAGGAGUGUGUCCGAUUCUCAGCAGUGGGAUUGCCCGGUGGCAAACCAGGCCCAGCAGGCCUACCGCUGCCUGCCCUGCCUGAGUUGUACAUAUUCCUUCCUCGGCCGUAUUAACCACACGGCCCAGCCUCAGCUGCCAGAGGUGCCUUUGCCAGGUCCGGAACCCUCAGCUCUGCCGGCCUCGCUGUCUUUUUCCUCCCUCCGCUCCCUUCUCCUGGGUCCCCAGGGUGGCUUGGGCUUGGGGCUGAGUGGGUGGGGAGGCUGUGGGGGGCCUCUCGGCUCCCAACAAGGCCUCCCCCAUGGGGCGGGCCCCAGGCUGCCACUCUGAGCAGACCUCGCUCGCUCCUCGCUCGGUUUGACCACUGUAAGUGCCUGCACUCUGUAUCCUAUUAAUAAACUAAAAUAAAGGGAAGAAGCUUCUGGUG
Messenger RNA from Hipposideros armiger (great roundleaf bat), 4706 nucleotides. RefSeq names its product dynamin 2 (gene DNM2). Gene Ontology annotation, cellular component: cytoplasm; synapse; plasma membrane. Lineage: Eukaryota; Metazoa; Chordata; Mammalia; Chiroptera; Hipposideridae. The record is from RefSeq and is a predicted model, not a curated record. Gene Ontology annotation, molecular function: GTPase activity; GTP binding; microtubule binding. The transcript is spliced from 22 exons. Bases 1209 to 3851 code for a protein of 880 amino acids. Gene Ontology annotation, biological process: synaptic vesicle budding from presynaptic endocytic zone membrane; receptor internalization.